Molecule: messenger RNA, 1676 nt
Organism: Eremomyces bilateralis CBS 781.70
Lineage: Eukaryota; Fungi; Ascomycota; Dothideomycetes; Eremomycetales; Eremomycetaceae
Exons: 3
Coding region: 450-1676 (408 amino acids)
Biological process (GO): cellular response to starvation; cellular response to amino acid stimulus; regulation of autophagy
Cellular component (GO): fungal-type vacuole membrane; nucleus; Gtr1-Gtr2 GTPase complex
Molecular function (GO): GTPase activity; GTP binding
Source: RefSeq, a predicted model, not a curated record
CGAUACCAGAAGUUGUACCACAUCGCAGUCGUUGCGACUCAAGUCCUGGAAGUCCUGUGCUUUGUUUGUAUUUCUAUCCCAGAACCUGCGAGCUCUCGGCGUGUCUACUCUGCCCUCCCCGAUCAUCUUCACCGUUCUUUUAGGAAAUCUUCUUCGUUGGCGUUCGUGUCUUGCACCGCUCUAUAAUUCAUGUGUCCGCCUUGAGCGGAAUCUAUCAAUUGUUCCAGUGCGAUUCCUGCUACCCCUAUCUUCAGCAAUACCCUAUUCGUUGAGUUGAUACAUCGCAUGCGCACGUUCAUCACUGUCCUCAGCGAUCUGAGUGGGUGAACGUCCCCAAGCGCUCUCGAUUUCAGUUCCUGCUGCCGUUUGCAUGUACUGUUGACGUGCAUUGCAAACGCCAGGAAUACACGAUAGCGCCACACCACUUUGCUCCCUGUCUUGCUUUCACUAUGUCCUCUCCUCAUUCGUCAGCUCCACCAUCAGUAGAGGCUGAACGCCAUGGCCAACCACCGCUCAAAGAGCUUGAGCGCGCUCCUCCAGGAUCGAGGUUAACUUUGAUGCGCUAUCUACAGGAUCUAAACGAUGCCGAGACUCCAGCGAGUCCGCUUGAACCGAGAUAUCAUACCGGAAAGCUUCCGAAUAGCAAGACCGGUGAUGGAAAGCCACGGUUAAUGUUGAUGGGGCAAAGAAGGAGUGGAAAGUCAUCCAUAUCCAGCGUGGUGUUUCAUAAGCUCCCUCCGAGUGAGACACUGUACCUUGAGACUACCACAAAGAUCAAGAAGGAAGCUAUGCACUCAUUCAUGGAUUUCCAAGUUUGGGAUUUCCCAGGUCACCUUGAUUAUACUGGACCGGAAUUCGAUCCUGAGAAUCUUUUCGACGAGAUCGGCGCAUUAAUCUGGGUUAUCGAUGCACAAGACGAAUACCUGGAGGCCAUUCACCGCCUGAAUCGAAUGAUCAUCUACCUCCAAAGCAGUUAUCCCGCUAUCAACAUUGAGGUGUUCGUCCACAAAGUAGAUGGAUUAUCGGAUGACUAUCGGGGAGAUACUUUCCGUGACAUCAUUCAGCGAGUUCAGGACGAGCUCAGCGACAACAACUACGAAAAUCCACCGGUCAGCUUCUACCAGACGAGCAUCUACGAUCAUUCCAUUUUCGAGGCCUUCUCCAAGGUCAUUCAAAAACUCAUCCCUCAACUCCCGACACUCGAGGCACUUCUGAACUCUUUGUGUUCGAAUAGCCGCAUCGAGAAAGCGUACUUGUUUGACGUCCUCAGCAAGAUUUACAUCGCUACCGACACUUCUCCCACCGAUAUCGGCAGCUAUGCGAUCUGCUCCGACUACAUCGACGUCGUUAUCGACGUUUCGGAGAUCUACGGUUGGGAUCGAUUCAUGCAGAUAGGGUCUACUACUGCGGGGGAAGUUGGGCUUGAAGAGACGGGAAACCAAGACGCUGAUAGCGUCAUCACCAUGGACAGGAAAGCCCACAACUACCUGUAUUUGAAGGAGAUCAAUAAGUAUGCCAAUCCUUCGACUAUCCUAAAUGUGCUGACAGUCUGCUCGCUUAGGUACCUGGCAUUGAUAUGCCUAAUGGGUGAAGACUCUCCAGCAGGGAGGAAGCCGCUCAUUGACCACAAUGUCAGCGUCUUUCAGGAUGCUUUGAAGCAGGUGUUUCCGAGAUGA